CUAAGUAACCCAAUUACAUAUGCUGUCAUAAACUAGAAUGUAGUACUAGUACUACAUAAACCAGGACAAUAAUUUACGGAAACAAACAUCCAUUAACUUUCAAAGUUAAUCACAAAGUGCUAAAACGUUAAAUAACUUGAUAUGAUUCUAGAAAAAGGGAAACAAUGACAAUCCCUUACAUUACAUUCAAGGAGAAGAAACUAAAUUAAACAUAGCCGGCUGAUCAAUGCAUGGACAUUGGUCAAUGCCUCAAUGGUAGAUGUUAUCUCUCUCUUGUUUCUUUCACAUGGCUCCAACAAGAACAACCAAAUAAGUCCUUCAAAAUUGUCAAUGUUUUUCAUCUAUAAAUAGUUAGAAACUUAUGAUAUAUUGAAACCAAGUUGAGAACAAGAUGAAGAAGGUUUCUCUUUAUGCUUGUUUAUUACUCAAUUUGAUCAGUCUUUUGGUUAUUUUUCCAUAUAGCAAAGCUAGUCAAGCUGAUAAACUCAAUGAGUUUAUUCUGUCUAGAAAAUCUCAGAAUCCUCCUAAGACACUUUCUUGGGAAGAGGGAGAUGCAUUGAAAACACAUUCUUUUUCUGCUGCUUAUGUUGCACCACCUCAAGAGGAGCUAAGACUAGCAGACAAGAUCGUCACAUUGCCUGGUCAACCCUAUGGAGUAAAUUUUGACCAAUAUUCAGGCUAUGUCACAGUUGAUCCUGAGGCUGGAAGAGAACUUUUCUAUUAUUUUGUGGAGUCUCCAUAUAACUCUUCCACUAAACCUUUAGUACUGUGGUUCAAUGGAGGACCUGGUUGUUCCUCACUGGGAUAUGGAGCCUUUCAAGAGCUCGGACCCUUCAGAGUCAAUUCUGAUGGAAAAACAUUAUACCGCAACCCAUAUGCUUGGAAUGAAGUUGCAAAUGUACUCUUCUUGGAAUCUCCGGCAGGAGUAGGAUUUUCCUACUCAAACACAACAUCUGACUAUGACAAUUCAGGAGAUAAGUCCACCGCUAAAGAUGCCUAUGUUUUCCUCAUCAACUGGCUGGAGAGAUUUCCACAGUACAAAACAAGAGCUUUUUACAUAACUGGAGAGAGUUAUGCUGGUCACUAUGUUCCGCAGCUUGCAUCGACUAUUCUUCACAACAAUAAACUCUAUAACAACACCACUAUUAACCUCAAAGGCAUUUCUAUAGGGAAUGCUUGGAUUGAUGAUGCCACAGGUUUAAGGGGGUUAUUUGAUUACCUUUGGACUCAUGCGUUGAACUCGGAUCAAACUCAUGAGUUGAUUGAGAAGUAUUGUGACUUCACUUCUGAAAACGUUUCAUCAAUUUGUAUCAAUGCAACACAUAAGGCCUUCCUUGAGCAAGGAAAGAUAGACUCCUAUAACAUCUAUGCUCCACUAUGUCAUGACUCUUCUCUCAAAAAUGGCUCAACUGGUUAUGUAACUAAUGACUUUGACCCUUGUUCUGAUUACUAUGGUGCUGCCUAUCUAAAUACACCAGAGGUUCAAAAGGCUCUUCAUGCAAAACCUACAAAUUGGACCCAUUGCACUCAUCUUCUUACUGACUGGAAAGACAGUCCAAUUACAAUCCUACCCACCGUCAAGUACCUCAUCGACAGUGGCAUUAAGCUAUGGAUAUACAGUGGUGAUACAGAUUCAGUUGUUCCAGUCACAUCUUCAAGAUACUCAAUCAACACCCUUAAGCUCCCUAUUAACGCUGCUUGGCGUCCAUGGUAUUCUGGAAAAGAGAUUGGAGGAUAUGUGGUGGGAUACAAAGGAUUGACAUUUGUUACAGUAAGAGGAGCAGGACAUCUUGUUCCAAGCUGGCAACCUGAACGUGCUUUGACUUUGAUCUCAUCAUUCCUAUAUGGAAUCCUGCCUCCUGCUUCACCAUCAAAUUAAAGGGUUCUGAGCAUGAUCAAUGUUUCAAAUUUACUUCCUUGAAAUGCACUCUGUGCAUAAUCUACUAGUUAGAUUGUAAUAAAAAAAAAAUUAGUUUGAACUUUCAA
Messenger RNA from Medicago truncatula (barrel medic), 1986 nucleotides. Its product is annotated as serine carboxypeptidase 1-like. Lineage: Eukaryota; Viridiplantae; Streptophyta; Magnoliopsida; Fabales; Fabaceae. The coding region runs from base 392 to 1879 and encodes 495 amino acids. Gene Ontology annotation, biological process: proteolysis. The record is from RefSeq and is a predicted model, not a curated record. Gene Ontology annotation, cellular component: vacuole. Gene Ontology annotation, molecular function: serine-type carboxypeptidase activity. The transcript has 7 exons.